Molecule: messenger RNA, 2400 nt
Organism: Drosophila arizonae
Lineage: Eukaryota; Metazoa; Arthropoda; Insecta; Diptera; Drosophilidae
Gene: kairos
Product: kairos
Source: RefSeq, a predicted model, not a curated record
UGCAGCCAAAUUGACUUUUUUAAGUGUGCGAUUUGAGUUUAACGGUUAAUCUCGCAGUGAAUUGAUUCUAACGCUAGGACACGCACACAGGACGAGCGCUUAUUCCCAACUGGCUAGCAAUUGAGCAAUUGUGAAAAUGGAUGCGCUACGCUUGCGUGGUUCGCCAUUUGUGCGCUUCGGUGGUGGGGCCGGGCAUGGACCCGGCUUGCCACAUCCACAUCCACAUCCACAUCCCCAGGCACAGGCACAUGCACAUGCCGCACACAGCGCUCAGCAGGAGCCGCUCAUUGUUGUGGAGGAAUCGAAUUUGCCCGAAGAAGUGGAGCCGGAGAGCUCUGAGACAUUCUCGAAUCGCGCCAGCCUGGACAUCGACUCGCCCGUCAAUCCCUACUUGCUAUCACCAUGGCGCGAUCCGCGCGAGGCCCGCAAACACUCUCUGCCCUCACAGCAGGUCACCGAGGGCAUCACCGCCAGUCAGGUGCGCCGUCUAUCCGAGCGCGGCGGCGAGGGCUCCGGCCCAUCGCCCAAGGAGGCAGCAUUCCUGGCCACACUCUCACAGGCGCCGGCUCCAUCUGGCCGCCGGCAUUCAGUUGUCACCAUCUCGAAGGUGCCCACCACACUCUUUGGACGCUCUCGCCGCGAAUCUGUCGCCGCCUACCCCUCGAGCAAUGGCAGCAGCCGCGUCUUGAACUCCCGGCGGGAGAGCAACACAGGACCCCCAUCGACAGACCCGAUUGGCAGCAUACACAAUCUGCAGCUGGACAUUAUGGAUGACAUCUAUUUGCAGUCGCGCAAGGCACGCUUGAAGCUCUGGACGUCGAGCAACGAGAAGGUGUGCGAGGUGCAGACGGUGGACGAGGUCGGUGCCGCUGCACCCGCCCGCCGCUACACGAACCGCCGCUACUCCGAGUGCCCCCAGCCGGGAGGCGCUGGCGGCAACAUUAUGCGGCGCGCCUCCGAGCAUCCACAGGCGCCGAGUGUGUCGCCGCAGCCGCUGUCGGCGCGUGCGUCGACGCGACGCAAGAAGUCGGGCAGCGGCCUGGGCCUGCUGGGCAGCCGGACGGACAUCGCUGGCAUAUUCAGCUCGAUCACUGGCUCUGGCAGCUAUUCGGGCCCCGAUGCACACCGGCCGGAUCCGGACGGCGGCUCGUCCAGCUCGUCGGGGGCCACCGGCAACAGUGCUACCAGCCCGUUCUUGAGCAAUACGUUCCAGCAGGCGGCUCGGGGACGCACCACCAGCGCCACGCCCACCCCGAGCGGUGGGCAGACCUCGAGCAGCAUGCUGCUCGAUCCGAAUGCUGGCCGCUCGACGCGCUCCAACAGCUUCGACGUGUCCAUCUUGAACAAUGCCAAGCAGCUGGUGAGCGAGGCGCAGGACAACAGCUCGGCGGCCAUAUCCGGCUGGUUUGGCAAGCGUCCGACGACGCCGCUGCCGCGCAAGAAGAGCGUGCGCAGCAAGAGCAGCGCCAUGGCCCUCUCCAAGGACAUGCUCGAGCGGCUGCAGAAGAAGGAUCCGCUAGGCGGCGACUCCGGCAAGCCGAAGCUAAAGCCGCGCAGCAAGCAGAAGAAGAGCUGGACCGACGCCACCAAGGCGAACAUUGUCGAUGCCACCAUCCUGGGCACGGCCAUCGAGGGCUUUCUGCGCAAGAGCUCCAAUGCCAGCAUGGGCGGCGGCAUGAAUCCAGCCGGCGCUUCGACCUCAUCGGCCAGUCGCUCAGCGGCGGCCAGUGGCAGCAGCCGCGGUGCUGUGCCCAAGGACUCCGGCGCCAGUGGCAGCAGCUCCAGUGGCUCUGGGGCUGGGAGACGUGGCCGGCCAUCGGCCGCCAGCUCGGCCCAGUCGCAGGCUGGACGUGCAAUGCGCUCAACGCUCAACUGGUUCAGCAAGGGCGACGAGGACGACUCGAAGGACACGUGCGAUGCUUCGCUGUGCGCCACGCUCAAGGAUCUGUUUGUCAAAUAGAUCGGGCCUCCGAGACGCAAGUAAACGGCCAGCAAAGCUACACGCAAUGGGAACUAGAGGAAUGUAAGGAUAGCUACUUGCAUCUCGAGCAUGAACAACAAGACAAACACAAUGAAACGAAAUCAUUUUGCAUUUUUCAUACAAAUCAAUCGAAACGAAACGCAGGAUAAGUUACUAACAGCCGGAACAAAAGGUACAAUUUGAAACAAUAACGGUAAAUCGUAUAGGUGAUCUGAGUGACCAGAGUGACGUGGCACACGUAGUAGUAAAUAGCAAUAGCAGAGAUACAUUUUUUAAUGGCAACAGUGCAGGUGAGUUUUGUGAUUAACGCUGGGCAGGGAGAAACCGUGGGCGAGGCAGGCCGAAUGACAAAUUUACCCCAAGAGACGGACAUUGAAGCAUACAUAUUCUAAUAGAAAUAUAUACACCCAUAUAUAUAU